Ogataea angusta is the source of this 9405-nucleotide messenger RNA. RefSeq lists its product as uncharacterized. The record is from RefSeq and is a predicted model, not a curated record. NCBI's taxonomy places the organism in Eukaryota, Fungi, Ascomycota, Pichiomycetes, Pichiales, Pichiaceae. The coding region runs from base 1 to 9405 and encodes 3134 amino acids. Gene Ontology annotation, biological process: mitochondrion organization; protein targeting to vacuole; late endosome to vacuole transport. Gene Ontology annotation, cellular component: extrinsic component of membrane. The transcript has a single exon.
AUGUUAGAGUCGCUUGUCGCCAAUAUUCUCAACAAAGCCCUUGGGGCGUAUGUUGAGAACUUUGACCCCAAGCAAUUAAAUAUAGGCAUUUGGAGCGGAGACGUGAAGCUCAAGAACCUGAAGCUGAAGCAGGAGUCGUUGGAGAAGUUCCAAUUGCCUGUGGACGUGCGGUUUGGCCACAUCGGCGAGCUGACGCUGCAAAUUCCGUGGUCCAAUCUCAAGAGCAAGCCUGUCAAGGUGCUGAUAGAGGAUGUGUUUCUGCUGUCGUCGCCGCGAAUCCUGACCGAGUUUGAUCCGGAGGAGGAGGCUGCGCGCGAGCUGCGGAUUAAAAAGGAGAAGCUCGAAGCUCUAGAGAUGGUGAACAAGAGCACGCCUUACUCUGCGAAUUUGUCGGAAGACGAGCAGGCGAAAAACGAGAGUUUUACAGAGAGCCUGGUGACAAAGAUCGUGGACAACUUGCAGGUGACAAUCAAGAAUAUUCACUUUCGGUAUGAAGACGACCACACGUUCACGGAGAAUCCGUACACUCUUGGCUUUACUCUGGAAGAGCUGUCUGCGGUUUCUGCAGACGAAGACUGGGUUCCUGGGUUCAAUGCCGGAAUCACCAAGUUGGCGCGCAAGCUGCUUACUCUUGGCAGCUUGAGUGUGUACUGGGACACCGAGAACGAGACCACUCAGCUGACUGAGCACGGCGAGCUAAUACAUUUUUUCAGAGACGUGAUCGAGCGCAACUCGCAGGUCAACAAGGACACACAGUAUAUUUUGAAGCCUGUUUCCGGAUACGGCCAUUUGACUGUCAACAAGCAGGGUGCCACGGAGUCGUCGCCGCAUUACACGGGCAAGUUCUUCUUUGAGGAGUUUGGACUCGAUCUGGAUAGCCAUCAGUACAGAGAUAUUUUGUGGACCACCUCGCAUCUGAACUGGUACUUGAAAACACAAAAAUUCCGCAAGUUUCGGCCGCAAUUGUCAGUGGAGGAGGACCCGAAGGAGUGGCUGCGGUACGCUUUCAACUGUGUUUACAGCGAGAUCCACGAAAGAAACUACAAAUGGACGUGGGAGUACUUCAAGAAGAGACGCGAUCAGAGAAAGGCGUACAUCAAGUUGUGGAAGGCGCAUCUGGGCAACGGGAUGACGCCAGCACAACAAACUGAGCUGGAUGAGCUGGAAAAAGCGCUUCAGUACGAAGACAUCAAGUUCUACAGGUCGCUGGCCCGAAUGGAGUUCCGCAAGGAGAACGAGACCAUGUCGGUGAUCCAGCCGGUUGCACAAAAGGCGCAGCAGGGGUGGUUUUCGUGGUGGGGCGGCGGCGGAACGGCCGAAAACGACAAGCAGGACUCUGAGCUGACGUUGUCGGACGAACAGCGAAAGGAGCUUUAUGAGGCCAUAGAGUUUGACGAGAAAAGGAAAGCCGCCGACUUGAUUGACAUGCCGCGCGACCGUGUGCUGGCAGCCGUCAGCUGCAACCUCCAAAAAGGCUCUUUUGCGAUCCGCAACGCCAAGGGCGAGGCGAACCUGGCGGAGAUCGUGUUUGAAGGCUGCGACGCGGAUUUCUUCCAGCGCAAGGACUCGUUCUACGCGGGCUUCAAGCUGAACGAGUUCCGUGUCGAGGACGGCUCGGACAACACCCUGUACAAGCACAUUGUGAGCGUGAAGCCGCUCAAGUGUGCCGUGGAGGAUUCCGGGCUGCUGUCGCAGGACGACAUGAAGGAGCCGUUUUUCCAGGUCUCGUUCGAGAACAACCCGCUGGACGAGUCUGCGGACUCGGCUUUGCUGGCCAAGAUGAACAGCAUGACGAUUUUCCACAACCCUAAGUUCAUCGAGUCGAUUGUGCGUUUCUUCACGCCGCCAAAGGUGCACCUAGACACGAUCGGGCUGCUGAUGAACGCGGCCGAGUCGACGAUCCAGGAUUUCACGAAACAGACGCGGAUCGGGCUGCAGUACGCGUUUGAAGAGCACAAGACCAUGAACUGCAAGAUGGACCUCCAGGCCCCGCUGAUCAUCGUGCCUGUGAACCCAGGCAGCUGGUCGUCGCCGGUGGCCGUUCUGGACGCGGGACACAUCAGCAUAGUCAGCGAUCUCGUGAGCAAGGACCAGAUCAACCAAAUCAAGGCAGAAAACAAGGACAGCUACACGGAGGCCGACUGGGAGAAGAUGAACUCGUUUCUGUACGACAAGUUUAAUCUGAUGCUGCAGGACGCGCAGAUUCUGAUUGGCUCCAACAUCAAGUCGACGAUCGAGCAGCUGCACCAGAACGGCAACAAGCCGGCCCUGAUUCUGGAAGAGUUCAGCAUGAAGUUUCUCGUGGAGCUGUCGAUUAUUCCGAGCUACUACAACCUGCCGCGCAUCCGUGUUGGGGGCGACGUGCCGCAGUUCCGGGCGAUGCUGAGCGACUUCCAGUACAAGGUCUUCAUGGAGCUCAUCGACACGGCGAUCCCAAACUGCGGUCUAGAGCCGGAGUCUGGCGACGACGAGCCCGCUGACAGGUUCAAGUCGCUAUUGGCAGAGCCGACGGCAGGCAGUCCUCUGGAGGAGCUGGACCACGACUCGAACUCUGCAGAGUCUGUGUCAAACGCGCAGUCGGCCAACGAGCUGGCCAGCCGCCAGCACCAGAUCGAGUUCAACUUCAACAUGGACCUGAUCUAUCUGUCGCUGAACCGGUGCUCGAACAGCGAGACGCUGGAGUCCGAGCGGCUGGUGGACCUCGUGGGCGAGAAGCUGCGGCUGCAGUUCUUCAAGACGGUCCAGGACAUGCACGUGCACGUGUGGCUCGAGGACAUGACGGUCGAGGACCACAUCGAGCACUCGGAGUCGGACGAGUUCAAGGCGCUGGUGUCGUCGAAGCUCAACAAGGACGCGCAGAACAAGGACAACCUGUUUGAGGUGCACUACUCGCGCACGCAGCGUCUGGUUGCGUUCAAGGGCGAGAUGAUCGAGGUGUUCGACCAGAAAGUCGAUCUGAACAUUGCCGAUUUCAAGGUGGUGGUGACGCGGAAGUCGAUUUUGACUCUGCUGAACUUUGCGCUCAACACGUUCACGAAUCCCGACGCGCCCGAGCUGCCGGCCGACAAACUGCGGCACAACAACGAGAACGAGGUGGCGACGGCGCCGCAGCACAUCGACGUCCAGAUCGCGCUGCAGAGCAUCAUUCUCGUGCUCAACGACGACGGCAUCAAGCUGGCCACCAUGACGCUGCAGCACGCCGACAUCGGGUGUUUCCUGCUGCCGGAGAAGAUGAAGAUCAGUGCCAAGAUCGGCGGUCUGUCGCUGUUUGACGAGGUCAACGAGGGCGCCGCGGCCGAGUCGCCGUUGCGGCAGCUGAUCACGAUCCGCGGCGACGAGCUCGCCGAGCUGUACUACGAGACUUUCGACGCGGCCACCAACACACAGCCGUACAACUCCAAGGUGUCGCUCAAGACGGGGUCUGUGGUGGUGAUGUUUGUGGAGGAGCCGUUCACCAAGAUCUUCACGUACCUGAACCAGUUCCAGAAGAUGAAGUAUAUCUACGACCGUGCGCGCGAGACGGCGCUGAACCAGGCCAACAGCAUUGAGGGAGCGAGCCUGAUGAAGUUCGACGUCUUGGUGCGCGCGCCAAUCCUCGUCUUUCCGAAACUCGUGGACCCGGAGAAGGGCGUCUACGACAACGUGACGGCGAACCUGGGAGAGAUCUACGCGGUGAACGAGUUCACGCAAAAAGACGGCACCAUGCUCAACAUGAUCUCUGCCGGUCUGCGCAACACGAGGGUCACGUCGUCCUUCUCCAUCGGCGACCAGACACAGAACCUGGAGAUCAUCGACGACCUGGACGUUGGGUUUGACAUCAACUACUGCGACGACGCGCAGCAGGAGCGGCCCGCCAUGAUCGUCACGGGCGGCGUCUCGGGCAAGGAGAUGAAGCUGACCGAGGUGCAGACGCAGUACCUGCUGCGCAUCAUGAACCAGAUCCCGCGGGUGUUUGCUGGCGGCGCAGAGCAGUCGAUCGAGGAGAUCGAGACGGCCGCGCGCGGCGCCAACAACCUGCUGCCGGCUGCCGAGCACAGGUCACGUGACGCCCCGCAGCAGGGCGGCUCGCCAGAGCGGGUCAGCUUCGACGUCGACUUCAACGUGCCGAUCCUCGCUCUCACGCUGUACAACCGCACGGCCGGCUCGUGUGGGCUGGACGGAAAGUCGCUGUCGCGGUUUUCGCUCAACGACAUCGGCGUCAAGAUGGAGAUGCGCGAGAACGGCAACUUCAAGUCGGACCUCCACGUCAAGUCGUUUGUCGUGGAGGACGUGCGCGAGCACACAGACAACAAGUUCACCAACAUCAUCCCGCCGAUCUCGCCCACAGACUACCAGUUCAUGGCGUCGGUGACGUCGGAGACGAGGGACGAGCAGAAGGUGGUCAACAUCAACCUGGCGAUCGACAACCCGAAGGUGAUUCUGGCAUUGGACUAUCUGUUUUCGCUGAAGGAGUUUGCCGACUAUGCUCUGGCCGGCGACGAGCCCGGGACGUUCGAGCUGGAACGUGUCGACGACUCGGACGACGAAGAAAGCUCCGAGCCGGAACAGCGGCCGCAGCCGCAGCACGAGGCCGCUGCGGCACAGCCCGAGUCUGAGCUGGUGGUGCAGUACGCGGUCAACGUUGUCGAUCCGUCGCUGAUUAUUCUGGCAAACCCGCAGAACGCAGACUCGGAGGCCAUUGUGCUGAAGGUGAGCCAGUUCCUUGUGACGAGCCAGAACAUCCUGAACGUGAACGCGAUUGGCAUGGGCAUGUUUCUGUGCAAGAUGGAUGCGUACGAGACGAGCCGGCUGCGGGUCGUGGACGACUUCUCUGCGAGCUUCAACCUGGACUCGCGCGGGUCGACGGCGACGCAGUUCCUCAGCGUGGUCGACAUGACGAUCGACCCGCUCAUGAUGCGGAUCUCGCUCAGGGAUAUCCGUCUUGCACUGGAGAUAAUCAACAAGGCCUCGUCGAUGUACGCGAAAAUCCAGGAGGCUGCCAAGACAGAGGACCGCGCGGCGCCGGCCACAGCGUACGUCGCGUUCCCGGACGAGCUGGGCAAGAAGUUCAGCAAGUACGCGCCGUCGCUGCUGUCGUCGGUGUCGCGCAGCACGCGGCAGACGGACGGCGGCACGGACGAGCUCGUGGUGAUUGUCAAGAACGAGCGGCUGAAGCUGAACGUUUCCGGGCUGCGGCUUGUGGUCAUCGGCGACGUGCACGAGCUGCCCGUGCUGGACAUGGAGGUGAAGCCGUUUGAGCUGACGGCGAAGAACUGGUCCACGGACCUGGAGGCGGACACGAGCAUCAAGUCGCUCGUCAACAUCUUCAACUACUCGACGUCGGCGUGGGAGCCGCUGCUGGAGCCGUGGUCGUUCAGCGUGCACGUUUCGAAAGUGAGCGAGCCGUCGCCGUCGUUCACCGUGGACGUGGCGUCGCGCGAGUCGGCCGAGAUCACGGUCACGUCGCGCAGCAUCGCGCUGCUCUCGCACGUGAGCGCGCUGAUCACCGAGGACACCGACCUCAAGCCGCGCGGCGAGGACGCGCCAUACCGGAUCAUCAACGAGACGGGCCACGACCUGCACAUCUGGAUCGACGACGGCGACCCGAGCUUGCAGGAGCGGAGGCAGCUGACGGUGCUCAGGAACAACCAGACGGUGCCGUGGUCGUUCGAGGACUGGCGCAAGGUCAGAGAGACGCUCGCGGCGGACGCCGAGUCGAACUUCAUCGGCGUCGAGCUGCUGGACUCGCCGUACGCGCCGGUGCGCCGCGUCUCGCUGCGCAGCGAGGGGGAGGACGUGUUUAUGCUGAACCCGAAGCUGGCGGAGGGCUAUCAUAACCGGAUCGCGUGCGAGAUCGUGCUGGGCGAGGAUAAGGUCAAGAAGGUGUAUUUGAAGUCGACGCUGACGAUCCAGAACUUCACGCAGACGCCGAUCCGUGUGGCGUCGCUGGCACGGACGGGCGCCACGGACGACGUGCUGGACGAGCUGGUGAUCGCCGCUGGCGACCGGCAGGCGGUCCCCGUGGAGCACGUGUACAACGGCCGGCUCGCGGUCCGGCCCGAGGUGCACGAGCAGUCGUUUGGGUGGUCGUCGUCCAAGAUCAUGGGCAGCCACACGACGAUCGACUUCGACUGGCGCGGCAUCAUGAAGAACGACAUGGUGCUGGAGUGUCCGCAGCGCGAGGACGGCGUGGCGAAGCGGUACUUCUUCCGUGCACACGCCACAUUCAACGAGAAAGAAGUGCUCACCCAGAUAUAUCCGCACAUGACCAUCAACAUCACGCCGCCGCUCGAGAUCGAGAACCUGCUGCCGUUCGAUAUCACCUGGAAGGUGUUCCAGAAAGGGUUCAAGACGUGGACCGGGGGUCUGAAAAAGGGGGCCACCAAGUCGAUCCACGUGGUGGACAUGAACGCGAUCCUGAUGCUGCACAUCAAGCCGCUGCAGUCCAAGUACCGCGAGUCGGAGGCGGGGUUCAUCAACGUUCCGGACCGCUCGCGCAUCCCGCUGAGCAAACGGCUCACGCUCAAGAGCGAGGACGGCCAGCGGCUGCAUCUGGGACUGCACUACGUGAACAGCGGCCGGUCCGGGCUCAAGAUCCUGAUCUAUUCGCCGUACCUCGUGCUCAACCGGACCGGCAAGGACCUCAGUCUGAGCGACCGGUUCAACAAGAUGAUCUGCGAGGCGCACUCGCCGGACGCGCCAGAGCAGACUGUUCCCGGGCUAUUUUCGUUUGACUACGACGCUACAGACACGAAACGGUUUAUGGGCGGCAACCUGGAGGAAAACCGCGCCGUUCUGCGUGUAGGCGACUCGCAGCCCAGCACCAACAUUAGUCUGGACAAGAUCGGGCAGUCGUUCGAGGUGAAAGUGCCGUUGAAAGACCGCGAGCUCGAAAACGACGUGGGCAUCCAUAUCACCGAGGGCGAGGGAAUCUACUCGCUGACCAAGGUGAUCAGCGUUGUUCCGCGGUACGUGAUCCGCAACAGUCUGGCAGACGCGGUGCAGGUGGCCAAGGUGGGUGCUUCUGGCGUGCUGCACAUCGACCCCGGCCAGUUCAGUCCGUUGUACGAGAUGCCGCGCACGGAUGCCAAACAGCUGCAGAUCGGGUUCUCGGGCAGAAAGGCCGCGCUGUCGGCGCCGUUUGGCAUCAACGACAUGGGCGAGGUGUUCAUCCGUGUGCAGAAGCUGAACGAGAACGCGCACAAGCUGGUGCGUGUGGUGAUCAGCACGGAGGCCGCGGCCAUUUUUGUCGACAUUCUGGACGCCAAGGACAUGUGGCCGUACUCGAUCCGCAACUUCAGCGACUACGAGUUCUUCAUCUACCAGUCGGACCCGAACAUCAACGAGGAGGGCCGGCGUGUGUCGCAGGUGCCGUUCAAGCCCAUUUUCUACCGCAUCCCGCCAAAGAGCGCCAUGCCGUACGCGUGGGACUAUCCGGCCGCGCAGUACAAGGAGCUGGUUCUGCGGAGCGGCUCCCGCGAGCGGUACGUGCAUCUGGCCGAGAUCGGCACGCUCAUGCCGAUGAAAAUAGGCAAGGGCGCCGACGGCACGACCAAGAUCGUCGACCUGAACGUGGUCGCCGACGGCACGAUCCAGUCGCUCAUCAUCUCGAACUACGACCCGAAAACGAGCAUGUACCAGCUCAAGCACACCAGCUCGUCGCAAUCUGUCGUCGGGGGCACGGCCAACGCCGACAAGUUCGAGACCAUCGAGAAGGACGAAAACUACUACACCAAGGUGCUUGUGCGGUUCGAAGGCCUCGGCGUGUCGCUGAUCAACACCAAGCACCAGGAGCUCUGCUACACCACUGUGCGCGGCAUGGAGCUGCGCUACAACGAGUCCGACAUCUACCAGAACUUCAGCUUCAAGCUCAAGUGGAUCCAGAUCGACAACCAGCUGUACCCAAACAUCUACCCGAUCAUCGUGUAUCCGUCGGUUGUGCCGAAAUCCACGGCCGAGAUGAACGACCAUCCGGCGUUCUCGAUGGCGAUAUCGCGGCUCAAAGACGAAACGCACGGCGUCAACUACAUCAAGUACGCCACGAUGCUGCUGCAAGAAAUGUCGAUCGAGGUAGACGAGGACUUUUUGUUUGCGCUGCUCGAGUUUUCAAAGCUCCCCGGCGCCGCAUGGAACAAAGACGUCCAGAACGUGCUCUGGGACGAGAACUUGCAGAUCCCAGAGCCGCCAACGGUGCGCUCGGGCAACGACCUCUACUUCGAGGCUCUGCAUUUGCAACCGUUGCAGUUUAACCUCUCGUUCGUGCGCACCGAGCGCGUCAACACAGAGGACGCGGCCGAGGCCCAGAACGCGCUCGCCGUCGUCUUCAACAUCCUCACCAUGGCCAUCGGCAACAUCAACGACGCGCCCGUGCGCCUCGGCUCGCUCUUCCUCGAGAACAUCCGUACACCGCUCCCGUACCUCGUGCAGAACAUCAGCGAGCACUACCAGCAGGCGUUCCUGUACCAGGUGUACAAGGUGCUGGGGUCUGCAGACGUGCUGGGCAACCCUGUGGGGCUGUUCAACAACAUCAGCUCGGGCGUGAUGGACAUCUUCUAUGAGCCGUACCAGGGCUUCAUCAUGACGGACCGGCCGCAGGAGCUGGGCAUUGGGCUGGCCAAGGGCGGGCUGAGUUUUGUGAAGAAGUCUGUGUUUGGGUUCAGCGACAGCUUUGCGCGGUUCACGGGGUCUAUGGCCAAAGGGCUGACUGCUGCGACGAUGGACAAGAAUUUCCAGGAGCGGCGCCGGCUCAUGAGACAGCGCAACAAGCCGAAACACCCGAUCUAUGGCAUCACAUCGGGCGCGACGUCGCUUGUGGAGGGCAUUUCGAGCGGACUAACAGGAAUCGCGACGGCCCCGAUCGAGGGUGCGAACCAGGAGGGUGCGUCUGGCUUUUUCAAAGGGCUGGGCAAAGGUUUAAUAGGGCUGCCGACAAAGACGGCAACAGGGUUCUUUGACUUCGCUAACAACAUCAGCGAGGGGAUCCGCAACACGGCGACCGCGUUCGAUGCCGAGGGCCUCGACAAAGUGCGGCUGCCGCGGUUCGUCAACCCGGACGGCACGCUGACGCCGUUCAGCGAGAGAGAAGCACAGGGCCAGUUCUGGCUCAAGAGCUGCGAGGGCGGGAAGUACUUUGACGAGCGGUACCUUGCGCACGUGAUUCUGCCCGGCCAGGAGCACUGUGUGAUUGUGAGCAUGAAGCGUAUCGUCAUUGUGUCGAUCGUCAAGAUGACAGUCGAAUGGGAGAUCCUGUACGACCAGAUCGACAGCAUCACGCUGGAGAACUCGGGCAUUCGCAUCAGACAGAAACGGAUGGCCGGCGUCGAGCGGUUCAUCCCGAUCCCCGACCCGGCAGACAAAAAGUUCCUCUACAGCAAGAUUGCCGUUGCCGUGCAGGAGUUCAACAAGAGGUGUAUUAUUGCUCUAUAG